Molecule: messenger RNA, 660 nt
Organism: Telopea speciosissima
Lineage: Eukaryota; Viridiplantae; Streptophyta; Magnoliopsida; Proteales; Proteaceae
Exons: 1
Coding region: 1-660 (219 amino acids)
Source: RefSeq, a predicted model, not a curated record
AUGGUUGCAGCACGAUAUUCUCAGAGCAAUGCUGACUAUACGCUAUUUGUCAAAAAGUCAAGUAGAAAGAUUGUUGUUUUGAUAGUAUAUGUGGAUGAUAUAGUCGUUACUGGUAACGACAUUGGUGAGAUUUCCUGGCUCAAGAACUUCUUGGGCAAGGAAUUUCAAGUCAAGGAUCUUGGCCAACUGUGCUACUUUCUCGGUAUUGAAGUUGUAAGGUCCUCUAAUGGUGUUUACUUGUCUCAAAGAAAGUAUGUGCUUGAUCUCCUCUCUGAGACAGGUAUGUUGGGGUGCAAGACAGCUGACUCUCCCAUUGAAGUUAAAUCUCAUUUGGUAAGCCAAAAAAGUGAUCCCGUGGACAAAAGCAGUUAUCAGCGAUUAGUCGGACGAUUGAUUUAUCUAUCUCAUACCCAUCCUGACAUCGCCUAUUCAGUUAGCUGGGUUAACCAGUACAUGCAUGACCCAUAUUCCUCACAUAUGGAUGUUGUGCUAUGUAUUCUCCAGUAUUUAAAAUCUGCCCCAGGCCGUGGCAUUCUCUUUGCUCCUCAUGAUCAUCUUCGCAUUAAGGCUUAUACGGAUGCAGACUGGGCAGGAUCACCCGAUGACCGUAGAUCUACUUCUGAUUAUGGUACUUUUGUUGGUGGUAACCUUGUCACUUAG